GUUCCUAAGCAACAGAGGCGCCUCGCGCGUGCGUCAUUUCCUCCAGAGCGCAGUGUCGGUAUCUCACUACGGACUCAGUAGUAGCGACAAGCAAUCCGAGCGAGCCGCACUGACCAGACGCGCUGCUCUUCUGAGCGCAGCUGCCAAACUUUAAACGUUCUUGCUGUGUUUUUGUUUCUUUCGCGGAGCCGGACGCGUCUCUCCACCCGUUUCUCAUCGCACAGUGUGUUCCCAAAAGGAUUAAAGUCACUAUAACGGACGUCAAAUCCUCGCGGGACUUAAUUCGGGUUUGUUGUUUGCCUUUGGAAGAACAGUGUACUUUUUCCACUAUUCAAAGUGAUUAGUAAACCAACUUCAUUAAUAAUCAAAAGUUUCGAAACGGCAUUGCACUAGUUAUUCUGCGUUGUUAGUUUGAAGACUCAACCCAGCAUGGCUGCUCUCACCACUGGUUUAACGCACGAAUCGCGGUGCGCUUCUGUUUUUAGCAAGAGGCAGUGACCGUGCUCUGUUCCUAAUGCCUGAUGUGAAAUCCCCCUGUGGUUUUGAGGUGUCCGAGAAUGAGCACGGAUCUGGAGCGCGCUUCUCUCAAGUCGGGCUCGAACUCCCUGGGCUCCGGUGGCCGCGCGCUUUCCGUUAACGUCAAGAAGUUGCACAACACGCUCAACGUGCUGCUCAACGACUUCGAAAGGGAGCAGUUCAUCCACUGUCUCAACGUUUACCACGCCAAACGCAAUGUCUUUGAUCUCGUGCAGACUCUCAAAGUCAUUCUCAACACAGCCAACAAGCGCCAACUCUUACCCAUGCUGCGCCUGGUCAUACCCCGCUCGGACCAGCUGCUGUUCGACCAGUACACAUCGGAAGGGCUUUAUCUGAAGACGGAUCUGCUGGCGGCCAGUGUCACGCACGAGUGCUCGGAAGACCUCAGCAGCACGAACGCGCAUGCUGGAGCAUCCUCCGUGCACUUUCUGCACGAGUCCGAGCAGGCCGGUCCCAGUCACGGAUCCGUGCGCCAGGCUCUGGUUUUCAGCACCGCGGCUGAGGGGACAGCGCCAGCGCCGAUGCAGGAAGCGCCUGAUGAAAUCCGCCAAGUUACGCUGAAAAGGAGCAAGAGCCACGAAGGCCUGGGAUUCAGCAUACGGGGUGGGUCAGAGCAUGGAGUUGGCAUCUAUGUGUCUUUGGUGGAGCCGGGAUCAUCCGCUGAGAGAGAGGGGCUCAGAGUUGGAGACCAGAUCGUGCAAGUCAAUAACAUGGUGUUUGACCGAGUCACUCAUGGAGAGGCAGUAAAGGUAUUGAAAGGCUCUAAGAAGCUCUCCAUGUCGGUCUGUUCUAUGGGACGGAUCCCAGGUGGUUACGUGACCAAUCAUGUGUACACAUGGGUGGACCCUCAGGGCCGCAGUGUGUCCCCACCACCAGACUUGCUGGAGCAGCAUGGCUCAGGAGGAAGACACUCGGACAUUCAGCAACAUGGCCACACACACAUUCGGCACGAGGGUGCUGAGAAGAAGGUGAAUAUCUCACUGGAUGAUGGGCGAUCUCUGGGUUUGAUGAUCCGUGGAGGUGCUGAGUAUGCUCUGGGCAUUUAUAUCACCGGAGUGGACCGAGGGUCUGCUGCAGAGUACAGCGGACUAAAGGUAGGGGAUCAGAUUCUGGAGGUCAAUGGACGUAGCUUCCGGAGCAUUUCUCACGACGAGGCCGUGCAGAUCUUGAAGAAUUCCCGCCACAUGCUGAUGACCAUAAAAGACGUGGGGCGGCUGCCUCACGCACGGACUGUGGUGGAUGAGACCAAAUGGAUUCCCAGUGCACAGAUCGCUGAGAGCUCGGCCAAUAGCAACGCCCUGAGUGUUCUGCCUGUUGAUGUUGGAGCAGGAAGUUCAGGAAAGUCAAUCUGUUGUAAAGGUGUUGUGCCAGCGGUCGGAGCGGUACGCGCAGGAGCCUGGAGCUCACUGGAGGAGCAGGCGUACAUGCUUCUGACAGAGACAGAGAGACAGACCAUGAGCUAUUACAUUCAAGAGUACCUGCGCGCACACAUCGGUGUAGAGCCUCUGGCCAUGGCCCUGUUUGAACUCUUCAACACACAUGCCAAGCUGUCCUUGCUGGCUGAGGUGCGGACUCUGAUCGCCCCGCAGGAUCUGGAGCGAUUCGACAAGCAGGUGUUACAUCGCGAGAUGGAAGCGUGGAGAGCUCGGCACAGAGGCCCGGGCCUCCUGCACCCUGACUCUAUCUGCGUCACCCAUUCAGAGGGCCACAUUCCUGCUGCCUGCCAGCUGACCACUGCAGUCCCCGGCUACAACAAGAAUGAGUGCAGGCUGGAUGGGAGUUUGAUGCCACUUGAGAGUCUUGAUUCUCUUCCUGAUGUUUCUCUGGACAAGGUGCAGCCGCCAUCCGAGUCACCCCCCUCGUUCAAGCCUCCCCCUCCACCUGUUCGACACGCCAGCCCUAAAAAUCAGACCAAACGACCUUCGUCCAAGCUGUCCCAGACCAAUCUGCUCUUUACUGCCCCCUGUAGGCGGCAUCAGGAAAACCACACCCACAAUCACUCGCAUUCGCCCUGCUCUGCUCACACCUCCCCAUGUACCAUCCACCACACCGCCUCCACCUGCUCUGUCCGUCACACUCCUCCACCCUGCUCUCACCAUCACAGCUCUCCACGAUCAUUAUCAUACCACGCUAGCCCUUCUUCUGGACCCCCAUGUAAAGAUUUGGUUCAGUUUCUGAUGAGCAGGCAGGCGGCAGUGCUCUCCCCACACCUAGAGUCUCCAAAUCGUUCUAGAGAGGGAACCCCCAUGAUCUCUCCACGCUCCUCUCCAUCGAUUUCGCCUUCACUGCUAAUGCCUGCGCCGCCCCCCUGUAGCCCUGAGAAGCUCGAGGACUCCCCCUCUACACACAGCUGCGUGGCCGCCCAGACCAGCCCACUACACCCCGAGCCGGAGACGACAGAGGAAAGGCCUCAGCCCCAACUACGAGGAGCCACACUGUCCCAGCUGUCAGACAGCGGACAGACUCUGAGCGAGGACAGUGGAGUGGAUAUCGCAGAGGCUGGGGGGCUGAGUAAGGACAGCAGCCCGCGACCAGGUAAACCUCCGUUCCUCCAGGUCACAGGUGACACACGCAGAGCGGAAGGACUCGCACAGGCCUCCGCAAAACAGAUGAGAGGAACGGAGCCUACACUUGUACGGGUGCCUAAGUGUGCCAGUACACUGGGGAUUGCUGUUGAAGGGGGUGCCAACACCAGACAGCCUCUGCCGCGCAUCGCGACCAUACAGAUGAUCUCUCUUUGUGGAAAGUUUGAGACAGCUGCUUGUUUCUCUCUUCUUCUUUCUGUCUCUCAGAAGGGGGGCUGUGUGCAUAUCUCUGGACAGUUUCGGGUGGGUCAGGUGAUUCUGGAGGUGAAUGGCGUGUCGCUUAAAGGCAUGGAGCACCGGGACGCAACUCGGGUCAUUGCCGAGGCCUUUAAGACCAAAGACAAAGACUAUGUCGACUUUUUGAUCGCCGAGUUCAACUCUGCUCUGUAGAAGUUGUCUCUUGAGAGUUUUACUAGACGCCACUGUGAAGACUUUACGUCACGUCCACACAGAGCGGCUGAAUGAGUCAUGCUUGUCAUAUCUGAGUCACAGUUAGCUUAGAGUUCAAAAGCUGCAACACGCCCACCUUACGUCUGUGUUCUCGCUAUAACAACGAGCAGCUGCCACACACCUUCACUGAACCUGUUCCUGGUAUGUUCCAGUGGAUGAUCUGCAGAGCCAAGACUGUUGCUGAUAUGUUUGAUAUGACGAGACCAGGGUUAUAUUAAGUCUGUCAGAUCUGUGCCAUAAACACACACACACACACACACACACUACCGUUAAGUUUGGGGCCUGUAUGAUUUCUUGAAAGAAAUCUCUUAUGCUGUCUUAUCUGUGUAUAUUUUAAUAUAUUUUACUCCAUAUACAGCCACAUACUUUAGUCUUUGUUGUUACAUGAUUCUUCAGAAAUCAUUCUAAUAUGCUAAUUUGGUGCUCAAGA
Messenger RNA from Sinocyclocheilus grahami, 4002 nucleotides. It is a transcript of the gene whrnb, whose product is annotated as whirlin b. Gene Ontology annotation, cellular component: stereocilia ankle link complex; photoreceptor inner segment; plasma membrane. The transcript is spliced from 12 exons. Gene Ontology annotation, molecular function: protein binding. Gene Ontology annotation, biological process: sensory perception of sound; auditory receptor cell stereocilium organization. The record is from RefSeq and is a predicted model, not a curated record. NCBI's taxonomy places the organism in Eukaryota, Metazoa, Chordata, Actinopteri, Cypriniformes, Cyprinidae. The coding region runs from base 558 to 3512 and encodes 984 amino acids.